CAAAGGCGCGUUUGUAGUUGGCACAUGCGCAGUACGCGCGUACGCCUUGUUCCCAAACAGCAGCCGAGGGCUCAGAGAGAGCAGAUGGAGGGACUUUGAAGUACUUGGCCGCACAUAUUUCUCCGAACAACAGACAACGCUUCUGCUUUCACUUCCUCAAUGUGAACAGGCUUGGGAAAGGGAAACUACCCAUCGCCAUGGCUGCUGCUGCUGCUGCUGCUGCUGCAUCUACCAAAGGCAGCCUGAGAGAGGACCUGACAUGUGCCAUAUGCUGUGACCUGUUUCGGGAGCCUGUCAUGUUGGCCUGUAUGCACCACUUCUGCAAACCCUGCAUCUCCAGAUACUGGAGAGGAACUCAGGGCCCUGUAAGCUGCCCACAAUGCCGCAAGGAAUUCAACACCAAGCAGUUUCAAACUAACUACCUUGUGGCAGCCAUGGUGGAGAAGGUCAGAGCCACCACCUCGGACUCCUACAUCAAGAACCUAGAGAAACAACUGAAAGGGACUUUGGAGAGCCAUCGCCAGAAGAAGGAGGACUUCAUCAACGAUGUUCGCAGAGACAAAGACAAAAUGGAUACCAUAAAGAAAGUCGUGGCAGAUAUGCAGGCUCGCGUCAAAGGCGAAUUCAGAGUUCUACAUCAGAUCCUGCACGAGGAGGAGGCCUGCGUGCUGGAGCAGCUGAUGAGAGAGCAGGAGGAAGAGCUGGAGAAAGUCCAGCGCCACCUGGAGGCCACUGAGGUGGCUGUGAGGGAGCUUGAGGAAAAUACGAGAGCACUACGGCAGGCUAGUGCUGCCGCUGAGAACGGCGUACUGGCUGAGCUCCCACAGCUAAGACCGUGUGUGCAGGUGGAUAUUGCCCCGGAGUUUGACAUAAACGCUUUCAGCAACAAAUACAUGGCCCCGUUACAGUACAUCACAUGGAGAAGGAUGUUCAAAUCUUUGAAGCCAGGUCCUUCCCCAUUAACGUUUGAUGUUGACACAGCGCACCCAAGCAUCCAGGUCUCCCGUGACAAAACCGUGGCAGUUGAGUGUGACGUCAUGAUCCCACAUACGGACCACAACAAGCGUUUCCUCCAGUGUGUCAACAUUCUGGCCGCCCAGGGCUUCCAGACAGGCCGACACUACUGGGAGGUAGAAGUGGGCUCCAAACCCAAGUGGGACCUGGGCGUGGCCUCUGAGGCCGUAGGCCGGCGCACUCGGAUCAAGCUGAGCCCCGAAAGCGGCUACUGGACGCUGCGGCUGCGUAAUGGGAACGAGUACUCCGCCGGCACGCAGCCCUGGACCAGGCUGCACCUCGGUUCUUCCCCUCAGAGGUUCGGGGUGUUCUUGGACUGUGAGGAGAGGAGGGUGUCCUUCUACAACGCCGAUGAUAUGAGUCUGCUCUACUCGUUCACCAACGGGCCGAGGGGCAAGGUAUUCCCCUUCUUCAGCCCGUGCAUUAGUGACAGCAGUCAGAAACCUCAGCCUAUUAAACUCCUCCACUACCCACCUGUCGCUCUGUGUGGCUAACAUGGGUGCAACCAAUAAAAGCUUUUCAGUAUUUAAGAGCUUAUUGAAUAAUAACUGUUAUUACUCAGCUGUUAUAUUCCCCACAAUUUUGUUGUUAUUAAUUUUACAGGAACAGUCAACAGAAUACACAAAUGUUCAACCAUUUUGGGUCAAAUAUAGUGAGGUUUCGAUGCAUCAAAUACAUUUUAAGGCGUACUGGUGCUUCACUGUUCAACCAAAUAUCUUAAAGAGAUGGAGAUAGUUGACCUUUCAAAUGAUAAUAGGAAUAAUUACCUCUCAUCAAGUCAGACUAUCUUUAGCCUUGCUUGCACAGUUUACUGUGAGGUUUUAUAUUUGAUUAAAUGGAUCUUCAUGUUUUAUUUGUCUGAAAUGACACUAUUGCCUUUUUUUAUUUUAGAUGCAUUUUCUGAUGAUUAACACCCACAUGUAACUUCACAGCAUGUUAGGAGCUCUUUAGCUGAUUUCUAGCUGCUCCUACUGAUUUAUCAUUAUUUGUACAUUAAUUUAUAUACAUGUGUCUUAAUUUGACAUAUAUGUGAUACAUUGCACACUCAUUGUUAAUUUUGUGGGAAAUUACUAAAAUGUAGUUCUGUGGGAUUCAGUCUAUGUAGCCUAUUUUACAUUGUUAUCAUUGGCAAUGUCAGUUACAUUUUUGAGAGAGAGUUCAUUGUAAAACCUGCUGAUGCAAACAAUAAACCAAAUCACUUUUUCUCUUUCUUAAA
Micropterus dolomieu (smallmouth bass) is the source of this 2230-nucleotide messenger RNA. RefSeq names its product tripartite motif containing 105 (gene trim105). Gene Ontology annotation, molecular function: metal ion binding; protein binding. Lineage: Eukaryota; Metazoa; Chordata; Actinopteri; Centrarchiformes; Centrarchidae. The transcript is spliced from 7 exons. Bases 198 to 1508 code for a protein of 436 amino acids. The record is from RefSeq and is a predicted model, not a curated record.